CGGCGACCCCGGAAGCAGCCGUGGGCGUCGGGGCAGGCCGGAGCCGAUGAGGCGAGGCAGCUGAGCGCAGGUGCUGCGUGCCAUGGCGGGGACGGCGCUGAAGAGGCUGAUGGCCGAGUACAAACAAUUAACACUGAAUCCUCCGGAAGGAAUUGUGGCAGGCCCCGUGAAUGAGGAGAACUUUUUUGAGUGGGAGGCACUGAUCAUGGGCCCUGAAGACACCUGCUUUGAGUUUGGUGUUUUUCCUGCCAUUUUGAGUUUCCCACUUGACUACCCAUUGAGUCCUCCAAAGAUGAGAUUCACCUGUGAGAUGUUUCAUCCCAACAUCUACCCCGAUGGGAGAGUGUGCAUCUCCAUCCUGCACGCACCGGGCGAUGACCCCAUGGGCUACGAGAGCAGUGCGGAGCGGUGGAGCCCCGUGCAGAGUGUCGAGAAGAUCCUGCUGUCGGUGGUGAGCAUGCUGGCAGAGCCCAACGAUGAGAGCGGGGCCAAUGUGGAUGCUUCCAAGAUGUGGCGAGAUGAUCGAGAGCAGUUUUACAAGAUUGCCAAGCAGAUCGUACAGAAGUCUCUGGGGCUUUGAGCCGUGCACACCCCGAGCUGUCCUAGAACACUCAGCAAGCAGUACUGCCCUGCCCUGGCCUGGCACCAGCACUGGCAAACUGCAGAGCCACAGCACCCAUUGUUUCCUUUCCACCCCAGACCGGCGGCUCCCCUGAAAUGACCACUGAAAUAAUGACAGCUGCUGCGCAUUGGUGGCCUCCUCCCGCGCUGCUUCAGGGAGGGGUCCAGGCUGUCAUUACUACCUCUCCUGGCCCUAGCAGGGUCCUGGGCUCUGCUCCUUUUUGCAGCACGGAGGGUCUCCAGGGAUAGAGGGAUACCAGUGAUGUUCCUUCUGAAGAUAUGGGGGCUUGGGCACAAGCAGUGGGAAGCCAAGGCUCUGUGGGUCGCAUUAUUUCCACCUUCCAGUCUCUGCGUGCUCUGGGAGGCGUUAACACUUACGUUGCAAGCAGAGGCUGUUCUCGCGGCCCAGUGGCAGUGCUGCGCUUGUGCGUCUGCACCGCCACACACGGACAUCGUCUUCGGAAAUGCCCUGUAAGUGCAGACGCUGAGCAGAAGGUGGUUGCUGCCUGCGAAGUUCGACGCUUUCCUGUUGCUUGUUAGAGCUUUGCACGUGCGUCCAGUGGCUGGUGUGCUCACGGUGGGAAGGAACUGCCACAGUCCAGUGAAUCCCUUGCCUGGGACCCGUUGUGAUACUUGGCUUUUAACUGUGCAUUGUGGCUGCACCACAGUUCACUGUUGGCACACAGUCAUUCUUCACUGUCGGGGCCGGAAGAGAAUCUGCCCUUAGGUGCUCACAGUAGAAAGGUGCCAUACGCUGUACUGGACCUGUCUGGGCUGAGCUGCAUCGUGGGCUAAAGGUAUAGAGAGCGUGUUUUCCCAUCUGUGGCUUCAGUGUGGUUCAGGGUCUCUAACAGCAAAAGCAGUAACAGAUCUGUCACAUGUAAAGUAGAUGGUUGGCCUGUGCCAGACAGCUUACUUUGAAUGUAAGUUCUAUUUUACAGUAUCGGCUUUUUUCUCUCUCAGUGUAUGUCCAGUGGCAGGUUGCCAUCCACAGAAGCCUCACACUUGGUGGCGUUAAUGGUUCUGGAUGUGUCAGGCUUCUGUGGGAACCUUGUGCUUUCCAUGUGGCUUGCAGUGCAGGCUGGUACUUGGCAGGUGCGGGAGGGGAGGGCCGUACCAGCAUAGCAUUUACAGGCACCCCUGAGUUGCAGCCUUAUCUGUAGAGUGAAAAGAAUGGUCUGUGACAUAGAUGGCCAUGUCACAGGUCACUCAUGGACUUGGCAGGUGGGGGAGGAAGAGAUGCAGUCUCUUUACAAAAUAAAGUAUUUUUAUUCAUUUGUAUUUAUUAAACAAACAAAAAAGAACCCUAUGGUGUCCCUCUUCUGCGGUGGAAUUUAAUUACCAUGUUAAAAAAUAAAGUUGUAUAUACCCCUGCC
Molecule: messenger RNA, 1997 nt
Organism: Jaculus jaculus (lesser Egyptian jerboa)
Lineage: Eukaryota; Metazoa; Chordata; Mammalia; Rodentia; Dipodidae
Gene: Ube2g2
Product: ubiquitin conjugating enzyme E2 G2
Exons: 6
Coding region: 83-580 (165 amino acids)
Cellular component (GO): endoplasmic reticulum; cytosol
Source: RefSeq, a predicted model, not a curated record